Messenger RNA from Osmerus eperlanus (European smelt), 2135 nucleotides. RefSeq names its product G protein-coupled receptor 20 (gene gpr20). Gene Ontology annotation, cellular component: plasma membrane. NCBI's taxonomy places the organism in Eukaryota, Metazoa, Chordata, Actinopteri, Osmeriformes, Osmeridae. The record is from RefSeq and is a predicted model, not a curated record. Gene Ontology annotation, molecular function: G protein-coupled receptor activity. The transcript has a single exon. Bases 9 to 1121 code for a protein of 370 amino acids. Gene Ontology annotation, biological process: positive regulation of Rho protein signal transduction; phospholipase C-activating G protein-coupled receptor signaling pathway.
GGAGCGCCAUGGAGCUUAACACUUCUGUGACAUCAUCACCUCGCAUCGACACUACAUUUUCCACAAUGCAUCUGUGUACAAGCAGCAGCAGUAGUAACAGCUCGGACACUGACACUGAGAAUUUCCCUUACAUGGCCAGCCUAGCCCACCUAGAUGAGGGUCUUUACAAUGACUUCUACAGCCUGUGGAUUACCUUGGUGGUAGUCAACACCCUCAUCUUCCUGGUGGGCAUGGUCCUUAACACAGUGGCCUUGUACGUUUUUUGCUUCCGCACCAAACCCAAGACCACCUCUGUCAUCUACACGAUCAACCUAGCAGUCACGGACCUGCUGGUCAACCUCUCGCUGCCCACACGCAUCAUGCUCUAUUACAGCGGGGGCAAGUGUAUCAACUGCUCCUACGUUCAUAUCUUCAGCUACUUUGUCAACAUGUACUGCAGCAUCCUUUUCCUCACCAGCAUCUGCGUGGACCGCUACCUGGCGGUAGUGAGGGUGGAGGCAUCUCGCCGCUGGAGGAGCCCCACCGUGGCCAAGGCCGUGUGCGCCACCAUCUGGGUGUUCGCCAUCGUGGUCACGUACUCCUUCCUCACGUCCGUCUUCCGCCACACGGGCUGCUGCCUCUCCAAACUCCUCUUCCUCACCGUCUUCGAGUUCUUCCUCCCGCUGGUGGUCAUCGUGGCGUUCACCGCGCGGGUCAUGUGCGCCCUGGCCGACCGGCGGCUCAUGCCGCAGAGCCGCGUCCGGCGGAUGCGGGCGGUGCAGCUUCUCAGCACCGUGCUGGUGAUCUUCACCGUGUGUUUCACACCCUUCCACGUGAGGCAAGUGCUGGUGUAUUUCUACCCCGACAUGCCGCACCAGGUCAUCGUCUACCACCUGACGGUCACCCUCAGCAGCCUGAACAGCUGCAUGGACCCCAUCGUGUACUGCUUCGUCACCAACAACUUCCAAGCCACCGUGAGAGGCUUCUGCCGGCGCGGCGCGGCCGAGGAGAGCAGCGGGGAGAUUAUCAGCAUGCAGAAGAGCUCCAAGGGCUCUGCGGGGGCCGUGACAGCCAUCGCUCACAACGUGAUGAUGAUCGGCCUGGCCUCGUCGCCCCAGCUGGCCAGUAACCAUGCGGUGUAGCGGAGGGGAUUUGGAAGGAGACCGAUGGACUAUGCUUGCAGACUUAUUCGAAUAAAGUCGUUCUUUGUACAAGAGCUACAGUGAAAUGGGCGCCAACUUCACUGUGUAGCAAAGGUGGUUGGCGACUGAGACCUGUGGAAAGAGUGGGUCCAAUGUCCGUGUUGAUGCCCUACAGGCUUUAGUGGACUCAUGUACAACAGACUUGCCACACUUUGCAAAAACUUUCAAAACAGCACAGUGACAGGACAACACAUAUUGAAAAUCACAAUCUAAUGUAUUAAGGAUAUCAACCUUACUGGGAAUAGUACAUAUACAAUUGGAUGUGACUUGUUGUACUGUAUCACCUUAUUUAAAUCCAUGUUCUCCUGCAUAGCCAUGGCAAACGUGAACUAGGCCCAAUGAACUAAUUGUUGCAUCCUUCUUAUAGGCUUACAAGUCAUGGGGAACAUCUAGCCCACUGUCAGUACAAUGAACCCACUGUGGACUGUUCCUGGUUUACAGUUUGAUGUGCCAUUUACCAAAUAAUGCCUUAGCCUAUGCAUUACUCCUCUUGGCAACCACAAGAGAAGUUGACAGAGAAAUAAUCACCACAUGACUGCAAUAAGACCUGAAGACUAUAUGCAAACAUUUGGUGUUUGUUUAUAAGGCUAUGGUAGUGUUGUUGCGUGCUUAUUUCAUUGUGCUUGCUCUUGAGUCUUCAAAUUAAAAAAGAAUUCUAGAGUAUUAACUGUUACUAUCUCUAUAAUCAUGAAUUCACUCAAUCUUACCAUUUCUCAUGUCUUUACAUGAAGCAUUUACAUUAUUACAAUUAUUAGACACUAUUUAUUUUCAUUUAUAUUUCUACAGCUAUAGUUUUCUCUAUAUAAUGUUAUCCAUCAUAGCAUUAUUCAAUAUUUAAUAUCGAAUGUAUGCCUCUUGUGCAAAAUAUCCCAAUGCCAUUCACCUUCUAUUCUAAUAGAACAUUAGAGCUGCAGAAUUCGUGCCUUUAUAUUUAUUUGGCUCUCUUUCGUUUUC